CAUGACGUGUCCUCAGAGCUCAUGUGAUCAGCUGCUGUCCGCGGUGCUGAAAACCUCCAGAAAGUAUUUCUGAAGCUCAAACUCGCACAAACGAUGAUUUAUUGGUUCAUGUCUGAUUCUUCACCAUCCGCGCGCGCUCAGGGCGGGUCGUGUGACGUCACGCGCGCGAUCAUCGGUCCAGACACUCGGCGAGUCCGCGCGACCGUAACGGAUAUUUUUUACCUCAAAAGCCUCUAAAAAACCCUUUCAUUAAAGAGGAGCGGAAGGGAAUAAACAAAGAGCGGAAAUGUCUGUGGCGGGGCUGAAAAAGCAGUUUCACAAAGCGACUCAGAAAGUCAGUGAGAAGGUGGGAGGAGCUGAAGGAACCAAACUGGACGAUGAUUUCAAAGAAAUGGAAAAGAAAGUGGACACCACGAGCAGAGCGGUGCUUGACAUCAUGACCAAAACCACAGAAUACCUGCAGCCCAACCCUGCGUCCAGGGCGCGUCUGAGCAUGAUCAACACCAUGUCUAAGAUCCGCGGUCAGGAUAAGGGUCCGGGUUACCCGCAGGCUGAGACGGUGCUGGGCGACGCCAUGACGAGGUUCGGCCGCGAGCUCGGAGAAGAGUCCAGCUUCGGUUUGGCUCUGCUGGACGCCGGUGAAUCCAUGCGUGAGCUCGGUGAGGUGAAAGACGCUUUAGAUAUAAACGUCAAACAGAACUUCAUCGACCCGCUGCAGAACCUGCACGAGAAAGACCUCAAAGAGAUUCAGCACCAUCUGAAGAAGAUGGAAGGUCGUCGUCUGGACUUCGAUUAUAAGAAGAAGCGUCAGGGGAAAGUGACGGACGACGAGAUCAAGCAGGCGCUGGAGAAAUUUGACGAGUCUAAAGAGGUGGCGGAGCAGAGCAUGUUUAACCUGCUGGAGAACGACAUCGAGCAGGUCAGUCAGCUGGCGGCUCUGGUUCAGGCUCAGGUGGAGUAUCAUCAACAGGCCGCUGAGAUCCUGCAGCAGCUCUCCAGCAAGCUGGAAGACAGGAUAAAGGACAUGUCCAACAAACCGCGGAAGGAGUUCAUCCCUAAACCGCGCAUGGAGCUUCACCUGCCCAGUGAGAAUCACAACGGAGGAAUCAACUCUGCCAGAUCACCUGCGCGCUCACCAGCGCCGUUGGAUCAGCCGUGCUGUCGCGCGCUGUACGACUUCGAGCCGGAGAACGAGGGCGAGCUCGGCUUCAAAGAGGGCGACAUCAUCACUCUGACCAAUCAGAUCGACGACAACUGGUACGAGGGCAUGAUCAACGGCCAAUCAGGAUUCUUCCCCGUCAACUACGUGGACAUCCUGGUGCCUCUGCCUCACUAGGCUCCGCCCACCCCUGCUCCUGCCUAGCAGCCCAACAGCCUGUAUCGUGCAUCUGUGCUACAGCUUCACUUCCUGUUCCUGUGACUCGGAGGAUGAUGAUGAUGAAGAUUACAGACAUUGCGGAGUCACGUCUGAGUGGAGAAACAGUGCUCAGUGUGUGUGUGUGUGUGUGUGUGUGUGUGUGUUCGCGCUCCUGGACUCGUGGUGAAUCAUGAGUCUCUUUAUAUUUUUUCUCGUAUUUCAGUUUUAUUUAUUUGUAUUUUGCCUUCGCUUCACUCUUCUGAUAAACCUCACUUAGUCCAGCUCUAUCCCAGCAUGCUUUUAGGAAAGUUCUGGAUCUCGCAUCACAAACGAGGACAGAUUACGUCGCUGCUGCUGUUUGUUACACACGUUAAAUCACGGUUUUCUUCUAACUCACGUUCUGCCGGAUCCUGCCAGAAAAGAUUUUCCGUGAUUUUAUCGCCUGCUGAUGCAUUUUAGCCUAAACCUGCGCCGACACUGCAAAAACUGAUGUUCUUCCUCAGUCUUGUUUUCCAGCACAAAUAUUCAUAAAUCAAGAUACAUUUACUGGAGAAGCAAAAUAACUUUUAAAAUAGAAAUCAGUCACAAUGAAGCGAGUUUCUGCUUAAAGGACUCCUAUAAUGUACUGUAUGUCGACAGACGGGCGUCAGUGGAAGCUUGUUUCUGCCACAGAAUUAAAACAUAAAAGUAAUUAAAAGUAAUUGCGAGUUUUUAAUCAUGCAAUGACAACUUUUUUUGCAGAAUUCUGAGUUUACAUUUCGCGAUUCGUUUUUUUUUACCCCACUGAAUAAAAAAAAAAAAAAAAUUUUGACUUUUUAUCUCACGAUUAUGACCAUUUUUCACAGAAUUCUGAGUUUACAUCUCGCAAUUCGUGGGUUUUUUUUAUUUAAAAAAAGUUAUUGUGAUGUUCACUUAAAUAGUCGUAACUAUGAAAAAAAGUUAAAAUUGACAAUGUCGAAAUAAAAAUAAUAAAAAGUAAUUGCGAAUUUUUCUCACACAAUUUUGACUUUUUUUCGCACAUUUCGCUAUUAGUUUUUUUCCGCUAUGGAAUAAAAAAUGAACAAGUAAUUGACUUUUUAACCUUAAAAUUAUGGCUUUUUCAUAGAAUUCUAAGUUUGGAUCUCGCAAUUCGCUUUUUUUCCCCACAGAAUAAAAAAAUAAAAAAAUUUGACUUUUUAUCUCACAAUUAUGACUCUUUUCACAGAAUUCGGAGUUUAUAUCUUGUAAUUAUGACUUUUUUUUCACAGAGUUACGAGUUUACAUCUCGCAAUUCAUUUUUUUUUUUUUUUUCGCCGUGGAAUUAAAAAAUGUAAAAGUUAUUGUGAUGUUCAUUUAAAAAGUCGUAACUAUGACAAAAAGUUUAAAAUUGACAAUGUUGGAAUAAAAAUAUUAAAAAGUAAUUGCGAAUUUUUCUCACACAAUUUUGACUUUUUUUCGCUAUGGAAUAAAAAAUGAACAAAUAAUUGACUUUUUAAUAUUAAAAUUAUGACUUUUUCAUAGAAUUCUACGUUUGGAUCUCGCAAUUUGUUUUUUUUCCCCACAGAAUAAAAAAAAAAAAAAAAGUAGACUUUUUAUCUCACGAUUAUGACUCUUUUCACAGAAUUCGGAG
Messenger RNA from Megalobrama amblycephala (Wuchang bream), 2966 nucleotides. RefSeq names its product SH3 domain containing GRB2 like 2b, endophilin A1 (gene sh3gl2b). The transcript has 9 exons. Gene Ontology annotation, cellular component: cytoplasm; presynapse; glutamatergic synapse. The record is from RefSeq and is a predicted model, not a curated record. Gene Ontology annotation, biological process: synaptic vesicle uncoating. Gene Ontology annotation, molecular function: protein binding. Lineage: Eukaryota; Metazoa; Chordata; Actinopteri; Cypriniformes; Xenocyprididae. Bases 287 to 1336 code for a protein of 349 amino acids.